CACCGACCCCCGGCUUCACGAAAAUGCCUCACCACCGCGUGUAAGCGGGCCAAACUCGCGGGGGGGCGGAGAGAGUCAGGUCUCCGGGCAGCUUUAGAGGAAAAUAAAGGCAGGAUGUUGCAAGUUUUAGCUUGUGGCGCCGUAGUUUUCCCCGGUCUCUUCUUCGCCUUCAGGAGGAUCCUGCCGUGUGUGUUCAGACACUGGAGCGAUGCCGACGUGGUGCUGGUCAGCGAGAGACUGGUGUCCUCCAUCCAUGCCAUCAUGGCAACCACGGCAGGAAUCAUCGUUGUGUCAUCAUGCCGGGGCAGCGUCAUUAACGACAGGCACUGGCUGGCCACUUACUUUGUCAUCUGGUACGGUGUACCUUACAUGACAUACGACAUCUUCGCCAUGUAUCUCAGUCACUACUACCGCUUCCGCGUCAAAGGCCACGAGGACUACAAGCAGCAUUCGCUGAGGACCGUGAACUCCUUCGUCCGCAGGGAGUUCCUGCUGGUGUUGCAUCACAUCGCCCUGCUCACUAUCCUGCUACCUGUUACACUGUUCUUCAGAAGGGACCAGGGGGAUUUCUUCAUCGGCUGUUUGUUUCUAACAGAGCUCAGCACACCCUUCGUCUCCCUGGGGAAGAUACUUAUUCAGCUCAGCCUCCAGGACUGCUGGCUGCACAAGGCCAACGGCUGCAUGGUACUGCUCACCUUCUUCAUGUGCCGCAUCACCCUCUUCCCCUACAUGUACUGGGUGUACGGUCAACACUACGGCAUCCCGCUCUACAGCGUGCCCUUCCACCUGCCGCUGUCCGCCAACCUGGGCAACUCGUGCAUCCUGGCACCGCAGGUCUACUGGUUCGUCCUGCUUUGCCGAAAGGGUUACCGCCUGUACCGGCGCAGCCGCGUGCCAGACGGGCCCCCCGUGGCCGCCGUCACUGACAAUUCUAAGGAUGAUUGAUAUCCAGUUCACGAUCGCUCGCUCAAGCCGCACACUCAGCUACUAAUGCAACUACUCCUGCAAGGGCACUAGUUUGACUUAACACAUUUCAAACCCCACCAUUGUACUGUAGUACACCAGGACUGCCUGCUCUCGUCCCACAACUCCUGGGCAUUUUCCGAACACUUUAACUCCUCUGUUAUGAAUCUGCUGCCUAAGUGGAC
Messenger RNA from Chelmon rostratus (copperband butterflyfish), 1148 nucleotides. It is a transcript of the gene tlcd3a, whose product is annotated as TLC domain containing 3A. NCBI's taxonomy places the organism in Eukaryota, Metazoa, Chordata, Actinopteri, Chaetodontiformes, Chaetodontidae. The transcript is spliced from 5 exons. The record is from RefSeq and is a predicted model, not a curated record. The coding region runs from base 115 to 945 and encodes 276 amino acids. Gene Ontology annotation, cellular component: endoplasmic reticulum; membrane. Gene Ontology annotation, biological process: lipid homeostasis.